GGGAAUUCCGGCUUACGCCAUUUUCACUUUUCCAUCCUUCUAGAUUAACGCGUACUUGUGUAAAGAGUACGUCAGCCCCAGCCCUCAAACUGCAAAAGGAUCAUGUAUAUAUGCAUUUCAAUUGUCGAUCGUAGGUAGGAUCUUCCUUACAUGGCCAAGAUGGCUACCUGCAGAGAGUCUGCCGGAUCCCGACAGUCAUGUCUCUGGGGGGAAUCCUAUACCUAAUCCAAUGUCCACUUCACUAAAGCGUAUGUAAAUAGUAAUAUCAUGCCCUUCCAUUUCCAUGUCUUGUCUCUUAAUCUCCUUUUCCUUCUCUAUUCCUAUCCCAAUGUCGUACCACCUGCGAUUUAAUCGAGCCUUUGUGAACCCCCAAUAUAAGAUGCUUUCUCUGCUAUAGCCAACAGUUCAUUUUCGGAAGCGGAACCCAUUCGCUGUCCUGUGUAUCCUUCCCAUAUCGCUUCCCUUCACAUUCAACGAUGGCGUACCGGAUAGGAGAAAGCUUCUUGAUACUGUCUUCGUCCGAGGAAUCGGACGAGCUAUCUGAACCCCAGCCGGACAGGGUAAAUAGCAAGCCCGUUAGCUUUUCAAACAGAAUAAAUAGUACGCUCAAAAAGAAGAACCUUUUUAUCAACACUUCCUUUCCUAUAAAUGAGCCAGACAACCAAAAUAACGCCGAGCAGCUUCUAAGAUCUGAAGUGGCUAAUGCUCUGGGCAUUGACGCGAGAUCUCUUCCUCAGCCGUUUCAUGGAUUGAUACGGGACUAUGACGACUCUAGCUCCGUAUAUUCUGUUUCAAGUAACACUCAGAAGCUUCUGGAUGGAUCGAAGCUAGCGGGAAAAGAUUCUAUAAGCUCAGUCUCGGACUAUUCGCCCCCAGUUGAUACUGCCGAAUGGAGGAAGUCAACGGGCGACUCAGUCGAAAAGCGCCUUGGUGCCGCUAUGACUAGCAUCCUCGGGAUUGAUGGUGGAUCUAUGCCUCUAGAUGAAUCGUUUCUGGAUCUUGGGGGGAACGGCCGGAAAGCUAGAGAGCUUCGAGCGGAGUGUAUGGAGGCGGGUCUAGAUAUUAAGACCAGGGAUAUUAUGAACUGCAAGACUAUCGCCGAGCUUGAGACGCGUAUAAUGCCGCUUAUCCCACGGAAACUGUCGGAGAGAACGAUUCAAUCAACGACUAUUAGCCCGCCCGAACCAGAGUCGCCAGAGAUCCAACCAGACAAAUAUAAAUAUCAAGUACCAGACUAUUCUCAACCUCCAGCAAUUCCACCCAAGGCGGCAGCUAGAUACUCUCUCGUUCAACCACAGCCCAGACCUACACCAUCCAAGAGAAGUUCUGCUAGAGUUGAGCAAAUUUUGUAUCAACAUGGAGACGUCUCGAAGGCUUCUGUGCUCAAAUCAAAGGCUGGACCAUUUGAGGGCCGGCUUGUGGCAUUUGUCACCCUGAGAGACUGUGUGGUGGACGGCUCAGAUGACUGCGAAGUUAAACUACAGAACCCUUAUUAUACCAUCAAGCUACCAUAUAUUCGGAAGGUAGUUGAGUCCCAAGUACCGCCGAGUCUCAUUCCCAGCGUCUGGAUCGUGUUAGAAAAGAUGCCCUUGGACGAUUCCGGUAAUAUUAACCGGAGAAAGCUACAAACGUGGAUUCAAAACGCCAAUGAUGAGGUAUAUCACCAAAUCUUAUCUAUCGAUUCGAGGGCUAGUUUAAGACAGCCUACCAGUGUAAUCGAAAGACGCCUCCAGAAGACUGCAAGUAGGGUGUUGCAGAUGGAUCAAACUGGUAUAGGCAUGAAUAUGUCAUUCACAAGCCUGGGUGGCGAUGAGAGCGCCGCGACGAAGUUUGCAGCUAAAUGCGAAUCUCAGGGCAUUCGUCUUGAUACAGAAGAUAUCAUGCAAGCGACUUCGUUAACUCAACUUGCUGCCCUUGCAACGUCAAGUAAGUCGCAUUCGCGUAAUAUGAACGGUAUCCCAGUCGAUACCUUCGAGCUAUCGCCUAUGCAGCGUUUGUAUUUCCAUACCUCAUUGGGUAACGACGUUUACCAACGGGAAGCUAGGAACAACGAAUACAGGUUCAAUCAAAGCAUAUUAUUUCGACUUAAGCGAGCUAUAGGUGUUGAAGACGUGGCGGCGGCGAUAGAGGCUGUAGUCGGCCAUCAUUCCAUGCUCAGAUGUCGGUUCCGACGUAGCGGAAGUUCCUGGUGUCAGUCGAUAGAACCGGAUAUCUCAUCUUCAUACCAUUUUGCCCACCACACAGUUACGACGGACGCAGAAGUUGAAAAAGUAGCUAUAGUCGCCCAAGAGACGAUCGAUAUCGAGACAGGCCCCGUGUUUGCUGCUCACCAUUUCCACACCCGCGACGGCCGCCAGAUGCUCUAUAUGGUUGCUCAUCAUCUUGUCGUCGAUUCAAAGUCAUGGCGCGUCAUAGCAGAUGACUUGGAAGGGUUACUCACCAAGGGAUAUCUCAUAUCCGGCCACACACUCUCCUUUAGAGAAUGGACGCUUCACCAUAGACAUCGCAUACGGGGAAUGGAACUCCCUUUUGACGUGCCGAUGGGAAACUAUAAAUACUGGGGGAUUGAUCCCGCCUCUAACACGUACGGGAAUACACUGGUUACCGGAUUUACGCUCAAUGCAGAUGUCACCUCAGCUCUUGAAGCUAGCUGCCGAGCGCUUCAGACGGGUUCCGUAGACCUUUUCAUGGCUGCUAUUAUCCUUUCCUUUGCGCAGGGUUUCCACGACCAUCCAAUACCGACUCUUUGGAACCAAGUAAAUGAGAGAUCCGUAUUCGGUACGGAGCGAAAUGUAUCAGAGACUGUGGGAUGGUUCACCUCGCUCUGCCCGGUAGCUAUCGAUGCUUCUCCAUCGGACAAUAUUUCAACUAUACUGAGUCGAUUCAAGGACUCAAAUCACACUGCUACCGACAAAGGUGCCUUAAAAUUUACUAAGAAUAUGAUAGAUAGCACUUCCGCCCUUUCAUUUGUUUCCUCCUACUAUCCUCUCGAGCUCAUGUUUACUUACGUUGGAACGACGCAAAACGUACGAAGUCAAGAUACUCUAUUGGAACAACUCCCUGCGUUGGGUGGGACGCUGGUUCCAAAUAUGUUAGAUAUCGGAAGCGAAGUCGGACGUCUCGCCAUAGUCGAGGUUUCAAUAUCAAUCGAAGGAGGUGAAACAAACGUCAGCUUUCUUUAUCAUAAAAACUCCGCACAUCAGGAGAAGAUACAUAGUUGGAUUUAUGGCUGUGAGAAGAUACUCCGCCAAGCUGCAGAAGGGCUACAGCAUGGAGUUUCCGGGCUAUCUUCAUCUGACGUUCUUCAUAUGAACAUCACUGAUGAGGAGCUUAACCGAUUAAAUACGACAAUCCUACCACGCCUCAAUCUAGAUAUUUCCAACAUCGAGGCUAUUUAUCCCGCAACAGACAUCCAGCAAGACAUUAUUAUAAACCAGGCCCUGGUUCCGGGGAGUUCUAAGGCGUUGAUGAUUUGCGACCUCGCGACGUCUGAUCGGCCUGUUGACGUUUCGCGCAUCUGUGCUGCUUGGCUUCAAGUAACAUUAAAACACUCCGCUCUAAGAACCGUCUUCUCUCAAAGCGCCUCGAAUAACGGCCUAUACGACCAGAUAGUUUUAAGAUCUCAUUCACCUACCAUGCUUUUCCUUGAAAGCGACAGUGUGGAAGAUGCAAUGAUAUCCAUCGACAACUUGCCCCCUUUAUCAUUAAAUGAAGGUAUUCCCUGGCACAGACUCAUUGUAUGCCAAGUAACUGGGAAGACAUUCGUAAAGUUAGAAGUUAGUCAAGCAGUAUGCGACGUUGCCAGCAUGACUAUUCUCUUCAGAGAAAUCGACCAAGCCUACUUCCAUAACUUAACCCCAUUCAGACCCGAAGCAUCUUAUCCUCAGCAUACGCAAUACUUGAAGAAAGCUUCAUCCAGUAUUGAUUUUUGGAAGGAGCAUUUAGAGGGUGUUCAGACGUGCCAAUUUCCCAGACUUAGAUCGCAAUCUCCUAUCCUAAGUGAAUGGGAGACUACGUCCAUCGAUCUUGACAUCCAGUGCGAGAGACUUGAGACUCUCGCUAGUGAGUGUAGCAUAGAUAUAUCUACUAUACUUAGAGUUGCAUGGGCUUUACUGUUGCGAAAUUAUACCGGAAAAGACAGCGUUUGCUUCGGGUAUCGCGUUGUUGGUAGAGAUUUCUCCAUCGGGAACUUGGGAAAUGCUGUUGGUUCAUUUUCAACUGUUCUGGUAUCCAAGAUUGAGAUCCCUACUGAGGAAUUCGUCACACAGCUAUUAGUGAACGCGGAAAAGGAUCGUAUAAAAGCACUCGAUCAUCAGGACGUGCCCAUAAAUAGGGUUGAGCAUGAACUGCAGAUCAGAGGUGGCCGUUUAUUCAACACCUACCUUUCGUUCGGAUAUGAGUACAUCUCACAUGAGACCUCUGCAAGUUCGAAGUGUCGACACAUCAGGACCGAGCAAGCCUCAGAGUAUGAUGUCGGUGUCGAUGUAUACUUCCACGACGGGAGCAUCACAGUUGACAUUGGACACCGCAUACUCAACUCCGAUCAAGCAAUCACCGUGGCAUGUGCAUUUGGAAGGGCUAUUGAAGCCAUCCUCGACUCACCAACUGGUACGGUUCAGGAGGUUGACCUGUUUAGUAUGCGCGAUCAUGAGCAAAUCCUGGCAUGGAAUAGCAUACCUCAAGCUGACAUACCUAAGGGGCGUGUUCACGACUUAGUUGCGCACCAAGCUUCAAUAAAUCCGGGAAUUCAAGCCAUCUGUGCGUGGGAUGGAGACUUGUCUUAUGGCGAUCUACAUGAUUUAUCCAUAGUCCUUGCUAAACAUCUCUUGGCUUCUGGCAUGAAGCCGCAGAUGCCCGUACCAGUGGUGAUGGACAAGAGUCGCUGGGCUGUGGUGGCCAUGCUAGCGGUACUCUACGCUGGCGCAAUUUUGGUGCCUAUUGAUGUUGAGAUCUCCUCGAUCAUUGCUCGAGCGAUGCAGGAAGUCAGUGCCGAGUUUGUGCUUAGCUCUGCUGAUGCUCGGAGGUAUGUAGAUGGUCUUGGGGCAAAGGUCGUCGUUGUAGACGAAAACACCGUCCUAGCCAUGUCGGCGCAAGCUGUUGAUAUAGACCUUCUUUGCCCCACGCCCUACGAAAUGGCGUGUAUUCUCUUCAGCGCCGGGACUUCCGGGACCUUCAAGAGCGUCUCGUAUAGCCAUGGGUCUUUAGCAGCUGCUUGUGUCGGACAGGGUUCUACUCUACUGAUCAACCCGUCCAGUAGGGUCAUGCAGCUCUCUUCGUAUAAUGUCGAUAUUGCGCUUUCGGAAAUAUUCACCACCUUGGUUAACGGAGGCUGUGUCUGUAUCCCUUCAGCCUCGGAGAGGAUAUCGAACUUCUCUAAGGCUGUAAGGCGCAUGCAUGUUAAUUGGACAUAUUUGACACCGACUUUGUCAAGGAAAUUAGAUCCAGAAAGCCUACCGGACCUUUCCAUCGUCUGUAUUCGGGCACGGCAUCUUGACGAUGAUGUCUAUGCACCGUGGAUCGGCAAGGCUAAAGUAUUGAUGGCGUAUGGUUCUCCUGAAGCUGGUCCCCUUGCACUUUCUGCCACCGAAGUGACUGAUUCCAAGGCUUCGCAAUGCUUCGGUAACCCAUUCUACGGCAACUUCUGGAUAGUGAGCCCCGAAGAUAGUAACCGACUCAUGCCAGUGGGCGCCCUUGGCGAGCUGAUAAUAGGGGGGCCCACACUUGCUAGCGGUUUGGAUAUCCAUGAACCUGAUAUCAAGACCUGGGUUGAAAAGAGUACAGCUCGUCCAACGUCGCUACUGGAGAAAUCGGGGAGUCGCCUACUCAAGACUGGAGAUUACGCCCGAUAUCUCGAAGAUGGUAGGAUUGAGUUCUCCUCAGACGAUGGCGGAGAAGUAGAGAUUGAAGGUAAAAAAUUCCGUCUUUCGGCUAUUGAGUCAAAGCUUCGGCAAUGCCUUGGUCGGGGUGUCGACGUGGUGGUUGAAGUGAUUGCCUUCAACGACCCCAACUCGGAUCCGAUCCUAACAGCAUUUAUCGAUUUUGGAGAAAAUGCAUUGAAAAGGGGUGAAGGCUUGUCUAACCUCAGUCGCACUACAAAGGAGAGAUUAUACCUUUCUAAGAAGAUGGCUAGUAUGGCGCUCCGAGAGAUCUUGCCGAGUUAUAUGGUACCCUCGGCAUAUAUACCUGUUAGGCGUAUGCCUUUAACACCAACGUUGGAAGUCAACAGGAUAGAACUCCAACGAAUAAUUGCGGGUUUAUCCAGGAAGCAACUUCUCGGGCUAACAGAAGUCUCGAACCCUCAAGAGCUCCAGGAUACAAGUUUCAAGCCUCUCCCCCUAACUGAAAUUGAGCAUCGAAUGCGGGCUAUAUGGGCUCAAGUACUCGGCGUCGAAGAAGGUUCGAUUACAGCCAGCGAUGGAUUUUUAACUCUAAGCGGUGAUAUUGUUCUGGCCUAUGAACUAAUCAAACAGUGCAAACAGCGUGGAGUUGGUAUUUCUAUUGUCGAUAUCCUUCGAAACAUCUCCCUAGGUGAAAUAUGUAGGGGAGUUGUUACUAUAGAGAUAUAUCCCGCAGUCAUUCAAGAAGACUUUGAACUGACACAAUCAAACCCCCCAAGUUCCCCUACCAGCAAAGAAAUUGUGUCACGGGUUGGAAUCGACAGCAGUUUGAUUGAGGAUGUAACCGAGACGUCAUCACUACAAGCAAUGUUCAUUGAGUCUGGGAUGUUACAUACUCGUGGCAAUAUCGAUUACUUAGAGAUCAGCAUCACUGGGUCUCUAGACUGGCAUAAACUUCAAGAUGCAUGCUUUAUGUUAACUGACGCUCAUCCCAUACUCAGAACCUCGUUUACUAGCUACAGUCGCCGACUUUACCAGACCGUCUAUCGGUCGCACCGUCCGGAGUUUCUAAGGUACCAGUGCCAGAGCUGGAGACUCAGCAACCUGACCACGAAGCUCGUCAAAAGGGAGCAAGCACAGCUGGUUGAUUUCAGUCAACCCGUCACCAAGUUUUCCUACUUCGACGCUGGGAGGAGCUCUGUCCUCGUUAUACGACUCUCUAGGGCUCAAUAUGAUGAUCUUUCUUUACCCGUGCUAGUUCGAGACUUGGCCUGGUUUUAUAAUUGUAGCGAUCAGCCCACCCGACGUCCUGGUUUUUGCGAAGUGGCUAGAGCUUCUCAUCGUAUGCGAUCAAAUGGCACAAGCGAAUACUGGCGUAGUCUGCUCGAAGGCGCAACAGUGACGCAAAUAAUAUCACAGCCCUCGCCUGCGAAAGUCAGCUUGAAUCAUACGACCAUUCACCGACAAAUCCCUGCUGGGUCACUACAUAGCUUAGGUAUAUCAUUCGAGACGAUCCUUAAGGGUGCCUGGUCAGUUGUACUUUCAACUCUUUCUGCCACUGACGAUGUCGUCUUCGGACAGCUCGUGGAUGGGAGAAACCUCGGCCUUCCGAGUAAACAAAAUAUCUUGGAUGUUGUUGGUCCUUUAGGCAACAUUUUACCUGUUCGAACACGAUUACCAGAUAUUCCAAUCACGCCGUACGAAUAUUUCCGGUAUGUCCAAAGCCAGCAUGUUGCCAGUAUAUCACAAAACAUGCAGCUCUCAGACAUUAUACAAAAAGCUACUUCCUGGCCAUCUUGGAUUCGCUUCAGUACCGUCAUCUACCAUAAAAACCAAAACAAGGGUACUGGGAUGAUCGAGUUUGCUGUUGGAAACGCUAUGUGUAAACUAAAUUGCACGGACACGAACUACCCGCUGUCAGACAUCUUUGUCAGAUCAUGCAUGUUGGGAUCUGCUAACGUCGAUAUAUCCCUUACGUUCAGCGAAAAGAUAAACACCUCCUUCGCCGAUGGGGCCUUGGAUGUGCUUUGUUCGGUCAUUUCGCUUCUCACUUCUACCUUCGUGAUGGAGCCAUUAUAUUUGAAAGGUCUCGGCGAUAAUCACUUAGCGUCGAGGAUUCCCCUCCUAGCACCUAAACGAGAGCCUAGUAUACCUCUGACAGUCGAGUCAGUCGAGCCCGAUCUUGCUCGGGCCGUCCACGCCAUUAUAUCAUCUGCGUGGGAUACGAUUCUCGAGGCUUACUCACUCAAGGUUCCUGAUAUACGAUCGGUUCCCUUCUACGAGAUUUGGGGUUCACUAGUUCCUGCCGCUGAGCUCGCCAAGUACUAUACCAAUAACAUGCCUUCUGCUCUUGGUGUCGAACGGACCACUUUCACGGCAGAAGAGAUUAUCGAUCACCCGACGAUGAUGCAACAAUACGAACUAAUCAUUGCGAAACAACGAUCGCCGCAUCCCAGACGCAACAGGAAUAGCAUGUUGAUUCGCACACAGUCGGUUUUGGGCAGAAGUAUACGCAGGCUGCCUCGCGUCAGCGUCGCACCAAGUGCUCCUAUUCCAAGGAGCAACCAUAGACCAAUGGGUAGCAGCACUUCCAUGGAGUCGAUGACGACGGGGAGUAGCCUGAGCGAUUAUGAUGAGCCAAAGGAGCAUGAGAUCGCUCUAAGCCGCAGCACCCGCGAGGCAAAGGGAAUUGUCCAGGAGGGGAAGCACUCCAAGGCAACAAAGAAGGGGCCUUCGCUCCUUGGGAAAAUGUUGCCUACAAUCUCAGGUUAAAUUUUUGCUUUUUUCUUUUGUGCAGAGGCAGUUAAAAUCUUUGGAUGGUUACUGAGGCCGCAUCAUGGAAUACAAUUAUCUGCAUAGGUGGUGUUUGGGUUCGAAGAGAUGACUACUAACGAGAACAAUAUUUUGAUACCUG
Daldinia vernicosa is the source of this 8751-nucleotide messenger RNA. RefSeq lists its product as uncharacterized. The record is from RefSeq and is a predicted model, not a curated record. NCBI's taxonomy places the organism in Eukaryota, Fungi, Ascomycota, Sordariomycetes, Xylariales, Hypoxylaceae. Bases 477 to 8609 code for a protein of 2710 amino acids. Gene Ontology annotation, molecular function: catalytic activity. The transcript is spliced from 3 exons.